Messenger RNA from Nematolebias whitei (Rio pearlfish), 3522 nucleotides. It is a transcript of the gene herc4, whose product is annotated as HECT and RLD domain containing E3 ubiquitin protein ligase 4. The transcript is spliced from 24 exons. NCBI's taxonomy places the organism in Eukaryota, Metazoa, Chordata, Actinopteri, Cyprinodontiformes, Rivulidae. Gene Ontology annotation, biological process: protein ubiquitination; ubiquitin-dependent protein catabolic process. Gene Ontology annotation, cellular component: cytoplasm. The record is from RefSeq and is a predicted model, not a curated record. Gene Ontology annotation, molecular function: ubiquitin protein ligase activity. Bases 200 to 3328 code for a protein of 1042 amino acids.
AUUAUAGCAGCUCAAAGCAGUUGUUGACAGUGCUUUGGUGAGGAGGAAUUAUUGUUUUUAUUUAGCUGCUAAUUGCCUUAAAGCAUCAACCGCCCAAAAUGUGUUGAAGUGUGGGCUUUUAGCACCCGAACCAGCCGCCGAACCAACACCGGAACCAGUAACGCUGUUGUUUCUGCUGGAGGUUAGGGGCGGAGCCACCAUGCUGUGCUGGGGAAACGCCUCCUACGGGCAGCUGGGUUUGGGAGGCAUCGACGACGAGAUCGUGAUCGAGCCCAAAAAAUGUGAAUUCUUCCAGGGGAAGCGGGUGAGCGACGUCGGGUGUGGCCGCAAACACACGGCUUUCCUGCUGGAGGACGGGACCGUGUACACCUGCGGCUGCAACGAUCUGGGCCAGCUGGGACACGAGAAGUCCAGGAAGAAACCAGAGCAGGUGGUGGCGCUGGACGCGCAGAUCAUCGUGGCGGUGUCGUGCGGAGAGUCCCACACGCUCGCUCUGAACGACAAAGGCCAGGUGUUCUCGUGGGGUCAGGGUUCUGAUGGACAGCUGGGCUUAAAUAACUUCGAGGAAUGCAUUCGGGUCCCGCGAAACAUUAAGAGUUUGUCAGACGUUCAAAUCACCCAGAUCUCCUGUGGCUACUGGCACUCCCUCGCACUUUCAAAAGGCAGCCAGAUCUUCUCCUGGGGCCAGAAUCGAUCGGGUCAGCUCGGCUUGGGGUUAAGUGGACAGAGCAUCCCCACGCCGCAGAUGAUUCAGUCUCUGCAGGGGAUCCCCUUCGCUCAGAUCUCCGCAGGCGGAGCCCACAGCUUCGCCCUCACCCUCUCAGGAGCCGUCUUCGGUUGGGGCUGCAACAAGUUCGGCCAGCUGGGUCUCAACGACACGAACGAUCGGUGUCACCCGGUCCUCCUGAAGUCCCUGAGAUCUCAGAAAGUGAUUUACGUUUCCUGUGGAGAAGAUCACACCGCCGCACUGACGAAGGAAGGAGGUGUGUUCACCUUCGGAGCCGGAGGGUACGGGCAGCUCGGCCACAACUCCACAAACCACGAGAUCAACCCCAGGAAGGUGUUCGAGCUCAUGGGAAACGUAGUCACGCAGAUCGCCUGUGGACGGCAGCACACGCUGGCGUUCACGCCCGCCUCUGGAAAGAUGGAUUCGUUCGGACUCGGCGGUAACGGGCAGCUGGGCACGCGCUCCACCAGCAACAGGAAGAGCCCGGCGCCCGUCAAAGGCCCGUGGGUCGCUGCCGACGCCGAGAACGACCAGGAGCAGAACUGCUUUGUCUCAAAGAUCUACGCAGGAGGCGAUCAGAGCUUCGCUCACUACAGCGAUAACCGUCAGAAUGUAGACAGGAGCAAACUAGAUCCUCAAAGAAAGAUUUGCUCCCUGAACGAGGACGUUGUGCAAAGAUGGCUGAACAGCUCGACAGGAAGACUCCCACUGGAAACCUCCAGUGAAAUCGAUCUGGUGUUCUCCUCGGCGAGCUGCCUCAACGGGUCGUUUCUGUCCACGAGUCACCCCGAUCACUACAGCACCACCCGUAAAUGUUCAGGCGUGGACCUGAACUCGGCUCGUCUGCUCUUCCACAGACUCAUCCAGCAGGACAGACCGGAGAUUUCUCAGCAGGUCGCUGCCAGUCUGGAGAAACAUCUGAUCCCCAGGUUGACUAACUCCCCCCCAGACAUCGAAGCCCUGAGGCUUUACCUCACGCUCCCAGAAUGCCCUCUGUUCGGCGACCGGAGCAACUACAUCACCAUCACCAUCCCGUUCGCCAAACGUGUCCUCAGCCUGGUGGAAGCUGCGCAGAAGGUGUUAGGAAACUGGUGGUCCUCCUUCGAAGCCCCGUUCUUCCAGAGGUUGGUGGAUUUGUACAAAGACGUGGUCGUCUACCUGCUCCAGAUGCACAAGGUGGGCAUUCCGCCGACGGAGCAGAGAAUCUUCUCCUGCUUCCUGGACACGUCCCUUCGGUUUCUGGAGGUCCUGCACAAGGUGAACGAGAAAGCGGGAAACAUCAUCCAGUACGGUAAAUUCUACAUCCACGAGCUGGACGACCUGGUGGACAUCAAGAACGACUACGUCACCUGGAUCCAGAGGCAGAUGUACCCGAUGGCUCGUGACGGUGGCGUGACGCUGUGCCGGUACCCCUUUGUGUUUGACGCUCUGGCCAAAACGGCGCUGCUGCAGACGGACGCCGUCCUGCAGAUGCAGAUGGCAGUGGAUCAGGCGCAGCUGCAGAACCUCAGCUCCAUGUUCCUGCCAGCUGUUGAAUCUGUCAACCCGUGUCUCAUCCUCAUCGUUCGGAGGGAAAACAUCGUCGGAGACACGAUGGAAGUCCUCAGGAAAUCAAAGAACGUGGACUGCAAGAAACCACUCAAGGUGGUUUUCGUGGGAGAAGAUGCUGUUGAUGCAGGAGGUGUGAGAAAAGAGUUCUUCCUCCUGAUCAUGAAGGAGCUGCUGGAUCCUAAAUACGGGAUGUUUCGGUACUACGAGGAAUCCAGGCUCAUCUGGUUUUCACACAAGACGUUUGAGGACUUCGACUUGUUUAACCUCAUCGGGGUCAUCUGUGGUCUGGCCAUCUACAAUCUCACCAUCGUGGAGCUCAACUUCCCGCUGGCUCUUUACAAAAAGCUGCUGAAGAAGAAACCAACACUCGACGACCUGAAGGAGCUGAUGCCGGACGUGGGCAGGAGUCUGCAGCAUCUACUAGACUACCCAGAAGACGACGUUGAGGAAACCUUCUGUUUGAAUUUUACUGUCACAGAGGACAACUAUGGUGCCACCGAGGUGUUGGAACUGGUACCGAACGGCGAGAAAAUCAACGUCAACAAAUCAAACCGGCAGGACUUCGUCAGCGCCUACGUAGACUACGUGUUUGACUCGUCAGUAGCUCUGCUGUUUGAGGGCUUCUACACGGGCUUCCACAAAGUGUGCGGUGGGAAGGUUUUAGAUCUGUUCCAGCCAAGUGAGCUGCAAGCCAUGAUCAUUGGCAACACCAACUAUGACUGGACAGAGCUUGAAAAGGAGACUGAGUAUAAAGGGGAGUACUGGGCUGAGCAUCCGACCAUAAAGCUCUUCUGGGAGGUGUUCCACGGUCUCCCGUUGGAGAAGAAAAAGCAGUUUCUCUUGUUCCUCACAGGAAGCGACCGCAUACCGAUCCUGGGCAUGAAGAGUCUGAAGCUGGUGAUCCAGCCCACAAGUGGAGGGCAGCACUACCUCCCCGUCGCCCACACCUGCUUCAAUCUGCUCGACCUUCCUAAGUACACGAGCGUAGAGACGCUCCGCGAGAAACUUUUACAGGCGAUAGAUCACAAUCAAGGCUUCAACCUGGCCUGACGGAGGACCUCCCAAAUGUUCCUAAAAACUGAACACUGGGUGAGGAGAGGAGUUUAUAGUACUCUUGAAAUUAAGAUAAAUGUUAAUUUAUUCUUUUUUUCUAUUCCAAGUAUGACAAAGCAAAGCAAGAGAGCACCAACUGAUUGCUUGCGAGACACAACACUACCCUUUGACAAUUAAAAUCAAACUUCCUG